Molecule: messenger RNA, 391 nt
Organism: Drosophila takahashii
Lineage: Eukaryota; Metazoa; Arthropoda; Insecta; Diptera; Drosophilidae
Gene: Rpp14b
Product: Ribonuclease P/MRP subunit p14 b
Biological process (GO): tRNA 5'-leader removal
Cellular component (GO): nucleolus; multimeric ribonuclease P complex
Molecular function (GO): ribonuclease P activity; ribonuclease P RNA binding
Source: RefSeq, a predicted model, not a curated record
CACCGCCUAAAGAGGACAUCGCACGAUCACCAUGACGGAAUAUUACUAUUUCGACAUUAAACUCAAACUGAGAGAUCCGGAUGCUGUCGUUUUGACCCCUGCCCUAUUCCGUAGCUGCGUCCUCGAUGCCUUGGACAGUUUCUUCUGCGAGGAAAAGCCCACUUUGGAGAUCGUUAAGUUCUGCGCCCAGCAACAACGUGUUAUUUUUAGAGUCCCAGAGGAUCUAUACGAAGUGAUACGCAUCAUUUUAAAUCUAAUAGGCCACUACCAGGAGACUCCCUGUCAUUUUGAGGUCCUGGCAACAUCCAAAUCAACGCUAGACUUUGAGAAGAGCAUUGAGAAGAAUCUCGUAAAGCUGAGCGAUAUGGAAAUUGAGCAUUUUAAUCUAUAA